UGUUGGAGCAUAUUUCAAUUUUAACAUCAAUACAAUUUAUUUUUGAAACAUUUUUUCUUUUAUCUAAAGCCUUCAAACUCAAUAGUCCCACCGCUUCGCUGAAGACCCUACGAAAAUGAGGCGUAUACACAAUUCGAAUUUUGUGCCGAAAUUUGACUUUGGCAAAUGGACUUGGAAUAGCAACUUGGAACGUUUAGAAUUUGAACCCUUUAAAGACGCGGUGUUGGAGAAACAAGAUUAUGUCAAGACGUGUGGCUUCAAAUUCAAUAAGGCACUAAAUCAAUUGGAUGAACUAAUAUUCCUGCAAGAGUUCCAGCGCUCCGAUCUCACACACGAUGCAGAUGUAAUACUCGUGCAGGACAUAAAAAAUAUCGUGCUCUUUCUAGCGCCAUCCGAGACGAUCACAAAAGAUUUUGUGCUCUUCCUACACACUUUCACGGUGGAUCGUUUUCUGCGCGCGCUCAUCAUUUACUUCGAGUACUACUUGAAAAUGGUUGAGUUCGUGUUGAUACGGCGUGACGAGAUUAGCGGCGAGAAAGCGCAAAUACAAAGCGAGGACACCAACGAGAUCAAGCGCAUCUACUCGUCAUAUCUUACACAGCAUCGCAUACUGCUGGCGCGCGAAUAUAGCAUGAUCAUAGCGGGCGAUGGCGAAAUGAAACGCUUCUACCACAUCACACCCAUCGUCAAUAUUUCACAAUCCAUUAAGGACAAGCGCUUCCACGAAACCUUUUUGGCAUUCUCCACGCAAAUGGUGUGGAUCGCCAUGCAUCGGCGCGCCUACGACUACAUUGAUUGGGAGAUGUAUCGGCUCUUUCGUUCCGAACACUUCAAGCUUAAACGCUAUGCGCACAUCAACUUCUCGGAAGCCGAAGCGAAUAUGCUCUACGGUAAGAAUUACAAGCGCGUCAAUUAUCGCGCACAGAACUCACCGCUCAUACAGGAGUUGGUCAAUGUGUCCACCGAGAAUUUACCCAUACUGUGGAUCGGCGAGCGUAAAUAUCGCGGCACCGAUUUGCGCAUACACCAACUAGAGCUCGAGCAUAUUGUGCCCGAUAGUCAGCUGACUCUGAUCGAUGUGUGUCACGGCAUACUCGGGCAUCCGAAGAAAAUCUACAACACGCUGUUGGAUAUCAAUUGGGAAGAGGUGCGCUUCCAGAACUAUUCGCUAAUUUACGAUCCCUACCAAUUGGUGCGUCAACCGAAGUUGAAGAUACCAAAUAUCGAUGCGGAAAAAAUACGCAAACAUGCGCAGAAAUUCGACACCUACUAUCACGUGCGACUGCAGUAUGAGCGCGUCAGCAAAGCGGUUAUAGACAAAUGGUGUCGUCGCGACGCCAUCAUAGCGUACUUCAAUACGGAGGGCAUGAUUACGAACAUUGUGACACAGUGCGAGAGGGAGCUGGAAAGCGAUUCGUAUGGUCCCAGUGUGGAGGAGAUAACGAGCAAGUUUUUGGCACGCAAGAGACUUUUGCGGAAACUAUAGCAAAAAGCGCCUGAGAGAGGGAGAGAGAGAGAAGCAGCGCUAAGCAGCUGGUAUUGUUGUAUUGGCAAGGAAUGGAUGGUAUUAUAUUUUUUAAUGUGUAUCGAAUUUGAAAUUCAGGAUUUGUAUAUACAUAUUUUAAUAAAAUUUUAAGUUCAGAAGAAGAAGAAUAA
Zeugodacus cucurbitae (melon fly) is the source of this 1656-nucleotide messenger RNA. RefSeq names its product protein phosphatase 1 regulatory subunit 36-like. The coding region runs from base 116 to 1486 and encodes 456 amino acids. Lineage: Eukaryota; Metazoa; Arthropoda; Insecta; Diptera; Tephritidae. Gene Ontology annotation, biological process: negative regulation of phosphatase activity. The transcript has a single exon. The record is from RefSeq and is a predicted model, not a curated record. Gene Ontology annotation, molecular function: phosphatase binding.